AUGAAACAUAGAAAACUCAAUACACCGCCAGUUCUUCAAUUCCUAGAUCUCGAAGCUGAAGUAUCAGAGGCAGAAACCAAUGAUGAGAAUGAUGGUAAUGAAGGUGAUCUUAUCAAUGACGAUGAAGACAUUGAUGAGUUAAUCUUAGGAGAUGCACACCACAACCUUCUUCGCAAAGCGUUGAUGCCAUCCAAUGAUGACAUGUUUUGGGAAAGCUUUCUCAAGUGUGUCACGGCUCAUCAACAUAUUGCAGAAGAAGAUGGUCAAGAUAUUGGAAAGGUGUCUUUAUGGGUGGUGCUUGUCAAGCCUGGAUAUGAGGAGCAGAUAGUCUGUCAAGUCCAUUGGCGGCUCAUCGACCCUAGGUUUCCUGUGCAGUUUCAACCCCCAGCGGUCUUUGGCUGGAAAGCUCUACCUGGUAGAGUGUUUUUUGAAGGUGGUUCAGAGGAGAUGAUUCAACAAGUCUGUAAUGGCAUACCCAAUGUGAUGGUCUUGAAGACUUUCCACAUACCUGAUCCCAACCCCUCCAUCUUCAAUGUUCCAGAUACCUUUCGGCCAAAGCCUCAUUCAUGGAUUUGA
Laccaria bicolor S238N-H82 is the source of this 576-nucleotide messenger RNA. RefSeq lists its product as uncharacterized. The transcript is spliced from 4 exons. Gene Ontology annotation, biological process: DNA-templated transcription elongation. The record is from RefSeq and is a predicted model, not a curated record. Lineage: Eukaryota; Fungi; Basidiomycota; Agaricomycetes; Agaricales; Hydnangiaceae. Bases 1 to 576 code for a protein of 191 amino acids.